AUGACACCGGCGUUGCCAGCAGAAGAGAUAGUGGCGGUGAAAAGGGCAGCACUAAGGCUGAGAAGGGCGGCCCUUCUUCCGGAUUGGAAAAAUCAGUCCAUCACAAAAACAACUGGUUUACCUCAAUUUAUUGAUAACCUGACUGCUGGAUCCUUAACCACAAAACCAAGCACAAUACGAGAAAUCCUCUUCCUCUUCCUACUCCUUUUAUGCGCAGCAAAUUUGUCUGGGCCUUUCUCAGAGGGCCGGGCAAGGCCCAACAACCCCAUACUGGAUGAUGACGAUGUUCUGGCCUUCUUAUCAGCCCAUUUCAAUGGCAUCUCAUUCACAACAACACUUAUAUCAUCCGAAUCAUUAAGACGCACAACAUUCUUCAUCUGCUCGAGCAUUUGGCACGUCCAGGCAGCCGAAAUGUCCAGCUCAACCGAAUCAUCCAUCGGUUUUCUCCAGAGAUCCAUCAAAAUAUUCAUAAACGAUUUAUACGACAUCAUGGGCCCACGAUUUUCACACACCAUGUUGACCUUAAUGACGUGCUUGCACAGAUUUCCUUGCAUUGACCACUCACAGUCACAGUGGGCAAAUUCCGAACCAGGAUUCCAAACAACCCUCAUCAAGCUGCCGUCUUUCUGGCUGACAACUUUCGCAAAAAGACGGUCUUUAUCGUCAAAUGAGACGUUGUGA
Messenger RNA from Striga asiatica, 681 nucleotides. The record is from the annotation of a GenBank genome assembly. NCBI's taxonomy places the organism in Eukaryota, Viridiplantae, Streptophyta, Magnoliopsida, Lamiales, Orobanchaceae.